Homarus americanus (American lobster) is the source of this 3343-nucleotide messenger RNA. Its product is annotated as transcription factor p65-like. Gene Ontology annotation, biological process: response to cytokine; innate immune response; regulation of DNA-templated transcription. Gene Ontology annotation, molecular function: DNA binding; DNA-binding transcription factor activity. NCBI's taxonomy places the organism in Eukaryota, Metazoa, Arthropoda, Malacostraca, Decapoda, Nephropidae. Gene Ontology annotation, cellular component: cytoplasm. The record is from RefSeq and is a predicted model, not a curated record.
CUCCUGCCAGGGUACAAGGCCGCUGACAACCACACUGGCAGUGACCGGAUAUACGUGGUCUUGGCCGCUCAAUCUCCUCAGCCCGCACAACAGUGUCGGCUCUUGUCGAGUGCACACGACUCAUAUGAACUAACUGUUCAGCAAACAUAUGACACUGUUACCGGAGGUGCUACAAAUAUAUAUUUUAUUCGUACUAUUUGUAAAUGACCUUGAAAAUAUAUGCUAAGGAGUUCUCUUGUGCAAGUGUAUGCGUUUUAGUGAGAAAAUGUAAAUAUGAUUUAUUGCCUCCAAUGAGAAAUAUUCGUGCACAUUCUUGAUAAAAUGAGCUACAGCUGUGAAACAUAUGCGAUAUGAAUGUGGUAUAGAGCAGUAUAAAUUUUCCUACAAUACAGUGCGCUAGAACGCACUGUCCCACGUGACCAAAAUGGACCAAUGAGCGCCCUUGUUGUGGUCUUGUUCUGGGAAUAGACUUUAGUCAUCUGUACCAAAAUACGGAGUGGAGUUACUGAAUUUCCUUUAAGAUUUCUUGUGGUCUAGGACUUGACUGUUCAACAUGAAUUCGUAGUCAAGUGCAACGGGAGUGUGUCUACGUUUCAAGAAGGUGCUGGAGGCAUGGCUGAUCCAAUGUUUGUAGCCCAGCGUAGUAACAACCAGCUGGCUCUCAACAUUAGCGAUGUCAUUGAUAUUAUUGGCCAAGAUGCACCUGAAUAUGCAGCCUCUGAUAUGUCUGUAUAUGGAGGGGUACAGAUGGGUGCACAGAGUGAAGCUAAUUAUUCCCCUGUAACUUCUGUUUCAAGAGCUGAUCCAGACUUGGAUUCCAAACGCAAAGCUCAUGUCCGCAUUUUGGAACAGCCACAACCGAAAGCCUUACGCUUUAGGUAUAUCUGUGAAGGCCGGUCUGCUGGCUCUAUACCAGGGGUCAGAAGCACAACUGAAAACAAGACUUAUCCUGCUAUUCAGGUAGUGGGAUACAAAGGUCCUGCAGUUGUGGUUGUGUCAUGUGUAACUGUGAACCCACCAUAUCGUGCACAUCCACACAAUCUAGUGGGCAAGGAGGGGUGUAAAAAGGGUGUAUGUACAAUGACCAUCAACCCUGAUUCCAUGCAAUGUGUCUUUAGCAACUUGGGUAUUCAGUGUGUCAAAAAGCGUGAUGUGGAAGAUGCCUUGAAGCUAAGAGAAGAAAUCCGUGUUGAUCCUUUUCAAACUGGAUUUUCCUACAGGACUCAACCACAAAAUAUAGACCUGAAUGCAUUACGACUAUGUUUUCAAGUAUUUCUUGAAGGACCAGAAAAGGGAAAAUUUACUUUUCCAUUGAAGCCAGUAGUUUCAGAACCAAUAUAUGAUAAAAGCCCAGUUGCAGUGACUAGUGCUUAUGUACCAGUUGUGGCAAACCAACAAGGACCAGCUAUUUCCCAGCUAUUGGACCUGGACUCUCAAAAGUGCAUUGACCAGAACCCAAUUGAUUUGGACAUGAGCAAUAUCAACUCGGCAGAGUUACGGUCUUUAUUGCCAAGUGACAGUGAUUUUAAUGUAUCCAUGGUAGAUGCACAUCUUUCUGCGAAUCUCUCAUCCAAUCUCAACAUCAUAGAUCCCCCAGCACCAUUCAAUAAGCUCAACAGCAAAACUAACUUUGGUGCCGGAACACCUGCUCCAUAUAUGCUUAACAUUCCUCCACAGCCUAAGCAAGAAACUGGAGGUCCAUCUGGCUCUGAUAGCUUAAAUAACCUGACAAGUGAAAUUGAACUUCUUAAUCAGCUCUCUUCAGCACGCUGAUAUCUUUUUUAUGGCUUUUUUAUGUGAAAGUUGCUUUAGACUGGUUCUCUGAAGAAGUGCUAUGCUAAAGAUGUUACAAAAAGAAAAAUCCAUUUUAGCAAUUGAUUUGAAAAAUAUAAGGCUACCUAAAUGUUUCACUUAAUAUGUAAACCUUUUCUUGAUAAAGAUUUAAAUUGUGUAAUGUUUUAACAAGAGGUUAAUAAUGGGACAUUGACACUGUACUGCAAAGAUCACGAUGUCAGCAGUCAAAAUUGUAAGCAUUUCACCACCAUGACAUCAUGUGUACAGUAAUUGUAUAUACACUAUAUAAAAUCUACAAAUCAUGAAAGUGUUAUUCUGCAAUAGAAUGCAGGGGACAUUUAUUUUUGUCCAACAAUUUUCUGCAAAUAGAAUGUGUGAAAGUUGCAUUGAUAUAAUUUUUGUUAUGUUUGUUGAAUCAGAUGUAUGUGUAUAUAAUAAACUGUAGUGUCUUCAUAAAUAGAUUGUGAGUGAAGACUACCAACUGCUUUACCCUAAACUCGGCAGCAAUCAGCCAGUGUUUGAUGCAAGAGGUCACGCCUAAUGUAUCUCCUGUUGUUAUUUUCAUAUUGAAAUAUGGCUUCCAAAAAUGUUGCCCGACUCAACUGAAUUGUCAUAUUUCAAAAACAAGGAUAUGAAAAGGACCUCAAAUACUGUCUUAACUUGCACAGGAUAAAGUGGGCUAUGCUUUGGUGCACAACAUUGACUUAAACAUAGAGAUACAAAUCUUGCAAUUGUUAAUAUUUUGUAUAUACUGUACUGUACUUCCCAGGAGUUAAGUAAAACUUUAUUCCUGUUUUGCAUUACCUGAUAUUAAAGAAGUUAUAACCUUGUACUAAAGGUAUUUUGUAUGUCACAAUGUGUGUACUCCUUGUUGAGUGAGAUAUCCAUUAACUGUAGCCUGCAUCAGGUGAUAUUUCUUUUGCAGUCUUACAGUUUUUCUCUAUUUUGGGCUUGCAUGAUCAUUUGAUGUCUAUUUUUAGAAUUUUUAUAUGUUUUGGUAUUGCUGAUUAGGUUAUCAGAUCCAGUUUGUGAAACUGAUACUUACUAUUGUUACUGUUGUGAUCUGUGCACACCAUAUUUGUCAUUCUUUAAUUAUAGAUUUUUUUUAUAAAGAGCCCCAUUAAAAUUAUGUUAAAUACUAAUGGUAAUUUUUUACAUUUGAUUUGUCAAAUUUUAUUUUACUUAUAAAUUUUAUGAAAUAUUUAUAGAUAAGAUAUACAAUAUUGUUAAGUUUUCCAAAGUAGUUAUAUUGAAAGAAUUAAGUGGAAGAAUUAUUGUCCAGCUGUAUGGUCCUCUCAGUAACAGUGUCUAUCACAGGGAAGAGAAUGGGCUUCAUUUGUUAAAGAUAAAUUACUUUUUCUCUCUUUUUCUCUCAGCUUGACAGCAUGAAGAUUAGAAUAAUCCCUAUGAUAAUUAAAGGUUUUAACACAAGUCCCUGCUGUGUCUCCCUCAGUUAUGUAGAUUUAUACACUUGUUUUGUUUUUCUUCAUUCAGCUAAUCUCAAUUGACCAUCAGUCCUUUACUCAUUAAGUGAUCAUAUAAACACUUG